AUGGUCCUGAGUGGAGCGCUGUGCUUCCGAAUGAAGGAUGCAGCGUUGAAGGUGCUCUACUUGCAUGAGAACCAGCUCCUGGCUGGAGGGCUGCAUGCAGGGAAGAUCAUUAAAGGUGAAGAGAUCAGCGUUGUUCCAAAUCGGUCACUGGAUGCUAGGUUCUCCCCAGUCAUUCUGGGCAUCCAGGGAGGGAGCCAGUGCCUGUCGUGUGGGACAGGGCAGGAACCAAGUCUGAAACUAGAGCCAGUGAAUAUCAUGGAGCUCUACCUCAGUGCUGAAGAAUCCAAGAGUUUCACCUUCUACAGGCGGGACACUGGGCUCACCUCCAGCUUUGAGUCAGCUGCCUACCCAGGCUGGUUCCUCUGCACUGUGCCUGAAGCAGACCAGCCCCUGAGACUCACCCAGCUCCCCAAGGAUGAUAGUUGGGAUGCCCCCAUCAUAGACUUCUACUUUCAACAGUGUGACUAG
Molecule: messenger RNA, 468 nt
Organism: Orycteropus afer afer
Lineage: Eukaryota; Metazoa; Chordata; Mammalia; Tubulidentata; Orycteropodidae
Product: interleukin-36 receptor antagonist protein
Exons: 4
Coding region: 1-468 (155 amino acids)
Biological process (GO): cellular response to lipopolysaccharide; inflammatory response to antigenic stimulus
Molecular function (GO): cytokine activity; interleukin-1 receptor binding
Source: RefSeq, a predicted model, not a curated record